Messenger RNA from Juglans regia (Persian walnut), 1407 nucleotides. RefSeq lists its product as uncharacterized. The record is from RefSeq and is a predicted model, not a curated record. The coding region runs from base 126 to 632 and encodes 168 amino acids. Lineage: Eukaryota; Viridiplantae; Streptophyta; Magnoliopsida; Fagales; Juglandaceae. The transcript has 3 exons.
UCUGAUACAGAGAUGGUCUUGUCCAUAUAUCCAAAUAAAGGGGGGCCCCAUUACUCUAUCUAAUUCUUGUAUGUUAUCUCUUGCUCGUUGAAGUAGAGAAGAAAAAGUUUUGGAAGAGAAAAGGAAUGUCGCCGGAGGCGUGUCUCCACCGUUACCAUCCUCAUCGCAUGGUUGUACCAUCAGUCUUCUGCUCCCGUAAUUCUUUUCCUAUCUCAAAUAUCCGAAACCCCAUAGAAAGGCCACCGCCAUCGUUGAGGAAGAGAAUGCUAAUAAUGGUAGCAUCGCCUCCGACAUCAAUGACCAUAACUCGUACGAGACUACCGGCUUCAGCUGCGGCUCUUUCAUCCCCACCACCCCUUGAUCUGACGGAAGACAACAUCAUACGGGUUCUAGUCGAAGCUCGUGCCGAGCUGGGGCAGAUCUUCGACACUUCCGUUGGCAUGACAGGAGAAGUUGAACUGGCCGAGUUAGAUGGACCUUUCGUGAAGAUUAGACUCAAAGGUCGGUUUUGGCACAAACGUAGCACUGUUCUCGCCAGAGUCGGUAAUUAUCUGAAGCAGAGAAUCCCUGAAAUCUUGGAGGUGGAUAUAGAAGAUGAGAAACAGUUGGACGACAGUCCAGAAAACUUUUGAGGUACACGUGCGGCUUCACUAUUGUUUUUCUUUUCUAAUUGUCCAGCCUUUAGAAGAAUUGUUGUAGCAUUUUCAUGCACAAUCCCCGAAUGGAAGAGCUGCUACAUGCGAAUAGCUUAAAUGGGUAGAGAUUUUUUAUACCAAAAACAAAAGCUCCCAGAACUCUUGCGUUGAAGGAUUGCUUGUUUCUAUAUGACUCCAUUGGGAGUGGUAUUUGAGACUUUCUAAUUUAUCAAGAUGAAAGACAAAUGGAAAUGGAUUGCUUUAAUGCAAUAGUUUAGAUAACUAAAUGUAAUGUGGCAGUAUGGUAAGCAGCAGGGCUGCGCUCCCUACAGCAUCGUUGUAGAAAGGGGGUUGCAACAGUAAUCAAUGGGAAGUAAAAGCAUACAGUAAACUUAGAAACAUUUUUGGGGAAAUAAAGUCUCGAUGACUGUUUGUGAUCCGUGAAAUUGCCGCACAAUUCAUCAGCCAGAGGUAUGGUUUGGCAACCUCGGAAGUUUACAUCAUGUUGUUUGUGUAUUUGGCUGUCUUAUGGACAUCGAUUUAGUGUUACCAGAGGGGAAGUUACCCAAAGGAAAGAAAAUGCUGAGUUUAGUGGUAAAGCCGUAAAGAAACUCUCUUAAAUUGCAACCCUAACUUGAGCCUCUGAUGCUGAAUUUAGGUAUUGUAUCUUGCGAAGGUGGUUUGUCGAACCUAUUAGUGACAACUUGUUGAUAUUUUGUUCUUAUAGUAUUGCAAACUUCAUGACGCAGAUAUCCUCUUGAUUCUUUUUCAA